Messenger RNA from Neodiprion virginianus, 7760 nucleotides. RefSeq names its product 1-phosphatidylinositol 3-phosphate 5-kinase (gene fab1). The transcript is spliced from 14 exons. Gene Ontology annotation, biological process: phosphatidylinositol metabolic process; intracellular signal transduction. The record is from RefSeq and is a predicted model, not a curated record. Bases 437 to 6589 code for a protein of 2050 amino acids. Lineage: Eukaryota; Metazoa; Arthropoda; Insecta; Hymenoptera; Diprionidae. Gene Ontology annotation, molecular function: metal ion binding; ATP binding; 1-phosphatidylinositol-3-phosphate 5-kinase activity.
UUUCGUAACUUGCAAAGUAAUUGGAGAGAAUGUUCGACCAAAACGUUUCGAUUCAGUGUUUUCGUUGCUUUUUGACUGGUUCUUUGGGUUAUUUCAAUGACUUAUUCCUACUUUUCUGGGCCAAUCACAGUUCACGACACAGUGGCAAACACCAAUGAGAAUGCGUCUCUUUUACAGCGGCGUCGAGAACUCCGAAAAUGUAUCCGUGCUGCGACAUGUGACUUGAAUCAGCUGUUUCAGACAGAUUGCUGUCAAAACCAAAUGCAAACUUGAGAUUGCUUAAUUAAGAUCACUUCGAACAUCUUCUUGGACGUGAGACGUUGGUCAGGACUACUUGUACUGUUUUAAGUUGUGAUAGGCUGUGUAGAAGAAAACCUGACAGUUACCAUGAAUAUAAUCAAAAGAUAACUAACGCUGAGCUUCGUAGAUUGGUAAAAUGAACAAAAAUAUGAAUUCCCCGUCAAAAUUGACGGAAUUUGCUCCACUGAGUCCAGAAGAGAAUCAGCCAGUCGUUGCAUCUCUCUUCUCUAAGUUGUUCAACUUUACCAAAGGGUCGUUGUCCAAUGAUGGCUCGGCAACCUCUCCUAACAAUGAUGAACAAAGCUCUUCCGGAGAAUCAGAAUCAUGGAAACAAUCUGAUAGUGUGGAAAAAACUCCAGAUGAAGAUACCUCGAGCGUUAUGAAUUUGCCACUGGACACUAUUGAAGGACGUAGCCUGCCUAAUGUUCUAAAGCGUAUCAGUAACAUUGUAGCGCUAAAAAGCAGUAAUUUACAAUCUUACAAGGAUACGCAACUCAGGAGUUACUGGAUGCCAGAUAGCGUCAGUAAACAAUGUUACGAGUGCGGCGAACGCUUCACAACUUUUCGUAGAAGACAUCAUUGCCGCGUAUGUGGCCAAAUCUUUUGUUCAAGAUGUUGUUCUGAAGUGAUUCCUGGAAAGAUCAUGGGUUGUACUGGUGACUUGCGAGUAUGCACUUACUGUUGCAAAGUUGUUUUGUCCUAUUUACAAUCUUCCGACAUGGGUGCUGACCUGACAGCAGAUCUCAAAGCGUUACAAGAAGACUUACAAGUUAAGUAUGGAAAUGAUAUACCACAGGCAGCUCAGAGAAAUGUCAACGAUGAUACAGACCCUGAGAUCCAAGUCAGAAGAAAGACCAGCGUUGGAUACAUGGAAGAAAAAUAUGCUUUGGGAUGCGCUUCAACAGGAUACUUGUCGUCCGAAGAACGAACUAUGGCUUUACAAAACUCAGCGUCUCUGAGAAUGAUUUACGAAGAAAUAUUCCGUUCUAGUCAGGCUAUCAUAUUACAAACUCACCGACUCAGGCUGCGGAGUUACCCUAAUUGCUGUCUGGGUAGCGAGCUAGUUGAUUGGAUGAUAGCUCAAAAUAAAGCUGCAACUCGUGUCCAGGCAACAGCGAUCGGUCAAGCGAUGCUAGAAGCAGGAUUUAUAGAGUGUGUGCUAACGGAAAAUGUGUUCACGGAUGGUCCAACAAUAUUCAAACCAUUGAAACCAGCCAGAGUCCAAACGAAUUCAGAUUUCUCAGCAGACAAGCGAACAACUUGCGACGCACAAGAGCCUGCCUGGGUGAAAACUAUUCCUCAACACGAUUCAACUACAGAUUCCGAAAGCGAAACUAAGCAACCGAACUCAAUGUUUUCUACAAUUGGCCGUAUGCCAUCAUCCAGUUCAAGUUUUUACUUGGAUUUAAAUCUGGAAGCUUCGACGGUGACAUUGAAACGUCCGACGUCUGAAGAAUUAAGUGUACUUUCAGUUGAUAGUAUUGACAACUUGGUUGAAAAAAAAGAAGUCAAUUUUACAGCACAUGAAUGUAACUCCGGUGUUCCAGACGAAUUAUUAAAGGAUACACUUCAUGUUCAGGACUACAAAGAAAAAAAUAGUUGGCAUAAAUCAAAUAACUUGAAAACUGCUUUCGGUGAAAGCAAUGCUUACAAUAGAUUGGAAACUGCUUACAAACAACACGAAGAUUCGUUACUCAAACAACUUUUGAACAAAGAAGGCUUGGCUCAAAGCUGGUCAGAAACAAUCCUUCCUAUAGCGCAUCAAAUUGUUGAUCAAGUUAGGCCAAAUCUCAACCAUGACGCCGACGACAUGGAUAUCAGACAGUACAUUCAAAUAAAAAAGGUACCUGGUGGCAACAGAAAUGAGUGCGGCAUCAUAUCUGGCUUGAUUUGUAGUAAGAAUGUUGCUCAUCGAGGCAUGAACGCGAUGAUAGCCCAUCCGAAAAUUCUACUGCUACAAUGUGGUUUGACAUACCAACGUGUCGAAGGAAAAUUACUGAGCUUAGAGCCAGUUAUGUUACAGGAAAAUGAAUACCUAGGUCACACGGUUGCACGAAUAACAGCACUUGGCCCAGACAUUGUGUUGGUCCAUCGAUCCGUAUCUAGAUUAGCUCAAGAUCGACUGAAAGACUGUGGUGUUACUUUGGUCUUGAACGUGAAGCUGAGUAUCCUUGAGAGAGUGGCGCGAUGUACCGGAGCAAAUAUUGUUAAUAGCGUGGAUGCCCAUAUAGCAGGGCGGUAUCGUCUUGGCACGUGCCAAAAGUUCUACCUUAGGAAUUUCCCAAACGAAAACAAUGGAGUGAAAACGUUAAUGUUUUUUGAAGGGUGUGCAAAUUCGCAUUUAGGGUCUACUAUAUUAUUGCGCGGAGGAUCUCAGAACGAAUUGAAAAAAGUUAAAAAGGUAACAUUGAUGAUGAUCUUUUCUGCUUACUCGUGGCGAAUGGAAAAAUCAUUCCUCAUGGACGAAUUUGCCAGACCUCCAUCGCCGAAAGCUGAUGCAUUUCUGGACGAAAAUUCACCUAAGAAUUCAGUCGAUAAUGCUGACGAACCGGAAGAUGUGUUGAGUAUAGAAAGAAAUGUUGACAGUAUCCAAAUAAACAUGUUCCCAGAGAACUAUGCUACUGCAAAUGAUAUUAGCAAAAACGAAUUUUCAAAAGGCGACUUUGUCUUCGAUAAAGACAGAGAUCUACCAUUUGAAGUCAGUAGAAAAAAUGAUGAAAGUGAGACUCAAGAUAUUGACAAUCCAUUAUUUAGUCCCGAUACUUUCAAACAAGGUUCCACAAUACUAAAACAAGAUUCAGAUCCAUACGAUACUCUGAAAUUAUUCAAAUCUAAAUCGAAAUCAGUUGCAUCUCGUGAUAAAAAUAAUGAAACUUCCAGCAGGUAUGGAAGCAAUUCUAUUGAACAAAUUAUAAGAGAUUCUGAACAGUUUGCCACAGCAAGUGAACAAAAUAUAGCUACAGAGCCGAUCAAAAGCAAUACCAAACCUCAUAAUGCUAGCGAAAUAAAUCUGAUAAACAAAGAAUAUAAAACUGAUGAUGUUGCAAUGGAAAUGAAUUAUCCUAAAUCUGACGAUGAAAUGAGUGAAAAAGUCAAAUUAAAAGAUAAAGCGGCGUGCGAAGAAAAACGUACUUAUAGUAAAUCUGUCAGUGAUCACAGCGAUCCACUGCAUCAGUAUUUAAAUGAAGAGAACGAUGUUUUCAAUGAAGCUAACUUAACCGUUCAGCAAUUGAGCGUUGCUGAUUUACCAUUAUCCAAUAAGUUCAAAAAAGCAUUAGACGAUACAAUACUCAGCGUAUCUCCAUAUUUAACAUUUUCCAUACCCUACCUAGAAACGGAACCAGGACGGAAUUGUACACUCAGACAAUUUUUUCCCAAAGAAAUAUAUCAUUCCAUGCAAUUCACAGAUAAAGUCGAAGGCGUUAGGUCAAACAGUAUAUCUGCGGAAUGUGGGCAUCAAGAUAAUCAAAUGAUGAAUUUGAGAUUGAAACCGCCUCAUGCUUUUGUUGGGACUAAUAUAACUAACAGUGCGGACAGCCGGGAAGUUCAAACACUUUUGGCUAACUUCCGAGCAUGCGGAAGUCGAAUAUAUCCUACAAAUAAUGUUAUAAUGGAUAUGAAACCAACUGUGGUGCCGAACGACAGAAAUGAUCACAUUGCCAAACGGCUCGACUGCCUGGAUCCCUUGACACAUCAGAGGUUAUCCGUUCUGUUUUGCAGUUUUUCUCACAGCAGCAACACUACUCCAGCAUUUUGCGUAAACCCUUGGGUAGUGAACAUGGAUUUGUAUGGUAGAAACGACAUUGCUUUGGGGCUUUUCCUCGAACGUUACUGUUUAACAACCGAAUACAUGUGUCCAGCACAAGCAUGCAGGGCACAAAUAGCUCAGCAUGCUCGAAGAUUCACUCACGAAGGAGGCUGUGUUCAUAUCGGUUUAAGCAAAUUAGGGAACGAGCCGUUUGGCCAGGAAAACACCAAUAGAAUAUUAAUGUGGAGUAAAUGUAACAAGUGUAAGAGUGUGUCGCCUGUUGUUCCCAUGUCAGAUGACACAUGGUCAUUGUCGUUUGCCAAGUAUUUGGAACUAAGGUUUCAUGGAAGCAUUUACAUCAGGCGGGGAAGUGAUUCUUGUCAACAUUCACUUCAUCACGAUCAUUGUCAAUACUUCAGCAGAAAUAAUAUGCUGGCAAUAUUCAAAUACGCACGAGUAUCUCAAUGGGAAAUAUCUUUACCGCCACCGCUAAUAACAAUCAAUUACGAUCCAAAGCAACACAGCAACGUCAUAGAAGAAAUGAAAAAUGUGGCACUCAAAGGAGACGAGGUCUUUUCUAGCAUUCGGGAUAAGCUUGUUACCUUGGCUAUCGACCCUGAAAGUUUGAAUGCCAUGAAACAGCAGCUAUCGAAAGACCAGCAGUACUUCAAAAAUAAAAUUGAAGAAAUUCAGUUGAAGCUAACAUCACCAACAUUAGAGAAUAAGAAAAUGGAGGGCAGAAAUGCUGAGAAAAUUGUACAGUCAUUGAUGUUUAGGAUUGAAGAUGGUAUUGUGAUUUUAAAAAGGCUAAUAUCCGAGGCAGUUUUUGGCUGGAAUAACAGGAUCCUAGAGAUCACUGCCAAGAAAAAGGAUGAUAAGCAAAGGAGGUUCGCGGAACGAGCAAUGACGACUGGGAGUAGCAAUUUCAUUGAAUCGGAAGGAUUCGUUAUAGAUGAUGCAGCACCUGAGACACAACUUGAGAGUCCAAUGUCAGCUGACUAUAACGCUGUCGAUGCAGUUACCGCAGUUCAAACUGAUUUGCAAAGCGAUUUUGUUGAUAAUUCAGAUAAUGAGGUAGUAGAAAACAGCAAUCCCGAGGACAUUGUAGUGAUUCAUGAAUCCCCUAAAACUCAUCAUAGGUCGUAUUCCGACGUGCUGCCAUUGGCGUCGGACGAUAUACCGGACAAGAAGAAAAAGAAGAAAACAAUAUUAUCACAAUUACUGCCGUCGGUCCCCAUCAUCAACCCUAUACAGUGUCCGUUGGGUUCUCUUGAACAUCAUUUACUUUCAUUAGGGUCAGUCGUACCGAUCGUUGUAUAUGAGUCGGAACCUUCGUCCAUAAUAGCCUACGCACUUGAUUCUCUUGACUAUAAACAUAAACUGCAAGAACUGUUACGAUCUACAAAAGGCUCUGAGUUAAAUCCGAGUCCACUUUACAAGCGGAAAUUCUCCGAUAACAAGGAAAACGCAUCUGAAUUGACACAAUCAAUAGAAUCAAAACGGCCGUCAGUUCUUUCUUUCUUACGUGGCAGCAGUCCCAAUCUUGCCAGUCCAGUUGAAACUGAAAAAAAUUUACUGUCAACAGACAAUUUGCCACAAACUACCGUCGCAACUCUUGAUUGUGAAGAAGACAAAAAAGCACUUAAACAUCAGAAUUAUAUAGAAGUCCAGUUUAAUGACACAACAACGAAUUUCUUCUGCAGAAUUCAUUUCGCUUCACAGUUUGCUGCUUUGAGAGAAAAUGUUUUACUUUGCGGCGAGGAUGGAUUCACCCGGAGUUUGAGUCGAAGCGUUCAGUGGGUUGCUAAAGGUGGAAAGAGCGGCAGUGCAUUUUGCAAGACUAGAGAUGACCGUUUUAUUUUGAAGGAAAUGUCUCGGUUAGAAAUGCAAAUAUUCCUUGACUUUGCACCUAACUAUUUUGCGUACAUGGAAAAAUGUCAGCAAACGAAGCAGCCGACGCUACUUGGAAAAAUUAUUGGAGUAUACAGAGUAUCGUUCAAAAACAAUACUACUAACGCUGCUCUACGAACUAGUUUGUUAGUUAUGGAGAACCUGUUUUAUAACAGAAUUAUUAAGGAUAAAUUCGACCUAAAGGGUUCCGUGAGAAAUAGACUAGUUAAUCCCGAAGAAACAGAUCACGAAGGAGAAAUUGUUUUACUGGAUGAAAACUUGUUGAACAUGAGCUGUGAUUCUCCGUUAUACAUAAGACCUCAUGCCAAGGCAGUACUAAAUAAAGCUAUAGAAAUGGAUACAAAAUUUCUAGCUGAUAAUUCUGUGAUGGACUACUCAUUGCUGGUAGGUUUGGAACCAACCACCGAUGAACUGGUACUAGGGAUUAUUGAUUACAUACGUACUUUUACAUGGGAUAAGAAGCUGGAAACAAUUGUAAAGAGGUCGGGCAUCUUGGGUGGUCAAGGAAAACUGCCAACUAUAGUAUCGCCAGAGGAAUACAGAGCCAGAUUCAUAGCAGCAAUGCAUCGUUACUUUCUACCAGUGCCAGACAGGUGGACGGGAUUAGGUCACGGAGUAGAAUUCUCAUAAAAUAGAUGUAAUCCUAGAACAUAGUUAUAAUCAUGAAUCCGUUUUUAUGGAAAAUCUAUGUUGCUAUCAUUCAGAGAUUGUCUACUGAAUAUUUAGUUUUAUACAAUUAUCAUCAAGUUUCGUAGAGUUUUCUCGGCAUAAGAAUAUCGCGAAAUGGCAUACAAUGAGUCUUGUAAGACAAAACGCAAUAUCUCAAUUAUAUACCUAUUUGAAUUAUCAUCAUUUUACAAUUUAGGAUAACCUUGCUAAUCCGAGCGAAUGUUGACCCAGCCUGGCUCACAUAAUUGAAAAACGUUGAUAACAGGGAACAAAGAAAACAAUACAUUUUUGAGUGAUAACGAGUAAAAAACAUGUAUAUUCGACUAUGAAGAAAACAGACUUAUAAAGAUUAUAAAUAGAAUUAUACACACUAAUUCACGAAAAGAUGUUACAAAAGCAAAGUUAAACUGUCAUAGACGUACGUAUUAGAAGUCCUAAAAAUGCAGAUAUUUUUACUGUCGCAAACCAGACAAGAACUCGAAUGAAGCGGGCUCGAAUAAGCAAGACUUUACUGUUCCACUAGUAAUUGUAAUGCAGAGAGAUUAGUCUUCACAUCAAUUUUUAGCUCAAUUUUUUUUUCAUUGUUAAUGAAAAUGAGCUAGUAUAAGAUACCAAUAAAUAUAAUGCGUAUGUAAUUAUACUUGACAUGAAUCAGUGGCAAAUGAGGUCAUUAUUUUGAGCUUGAUAUUUAUUCAGCAAGAUAAUCCAUAAAUUGAUAAAAUUAUUAGUUAUCAAACUUUCUAUGAAAAAUAAUAUAUAUAAUAUUAUUUGUACGAUCGAUAAGUUGUAUUAUAAAUUAGAUUUUGAUAUCUACUUCAAGUGAGUAAGCGAUAUCAUACUCAAUCGCAUCAUAUUCUAAAUACAUUUAUUGUAAUCAUGUGGUUCUAAUUGGAAGGUGAUGUAAAUUGUAUUAUAUUGUGGUUAUCGUUGUUCCCAAGAAUGAAUUCGACUUUACACUAUAUUAUGUGAUGCAAUCAAUCUCAUCAGUGAAACUAUAAUAUUUCGAUUCAUUUAAAAUUUGUUGUCAUAGUAAAAUUUCAUAAAAAAUUAGUUUUUGCCUGGUUUUAUUCGAUUGUGUUCCACAAGUAUCCAGAUAUUACUUAAGACAAUGCCAAAAAUUGGAAAAACAUUC